GUGGCUUUUCUUGUGGCGGAGCACAGGCUCCAGGCACGCGGGCUCAGUAGUUGUAACUCGGGGGCUGUAAAGCGCAGGCUCAGUAGUUGUGGCGCACGGGCUUAGUUGCUCCGCCGCAUGUGGGAUCUUCCUGGACCGGGGCUUGAACCCGUGUCCCCUGCAUUGGCAGGUGGAUUCUUUAACCACUGUGCCACUAUGGAAGCCCACUUCUGCCUUUGUAUUGAGAGUUUUCAGUGACCUCCAGUCAGGCAGAGCUCGGGAUAUGGGGGUGGGAAAGCCCUGAGGGAAGCUCCAGUAGCUGAGCGGGGUUGGAGCUAAGCUUGGACUGCUGCGGGCAUCCCCACCUGCCUGGGCGGGUGGUCCCUUGAGAGCCUGCUUCCGCUCUCUGCAGAGCGGACUAAGCCCAGCUUGACUCUCAUUGGCUUAACGGAGGUAAGUGACAGAUCCCGAGCCAAUGGAAGGUAAAAACUGCCCAGCACCCGCCUAAUUCGGGUGCUGCUUCUAGGGCCUCAGGCCCGCGCGUGUCCAGUAGCUAGCUGCCGCCAUCCCAGACAGAGAGGACUGACAGGCGGCGCCCGUCACUGGGGUCGCUUGUCGCCAACCCCUUAGUUCUUUCUGAUCGUCCCCCAAGUGUUUCUAAUACUGACUCCGCGGCCCCGCGCGUGCCUGCGGAAGACGGGACCAUCUGGUCCAACGAGCCCACGCCCACCGAAGGUUUCGCCCACUCCCCGCCGGAGGCCGCAGCGGCCUAGCGUAGGCCUUGGUACCGGUUUGAUCGAGCUAGGACUGGACAGGCCGCGGCGGGGAUCGCCGGAACCGAGGUGAGCUUGUCCCAAGGCUGUCCUCCCCGCGCGGUGACAUCACCCCUCUCUCUGGUGAUUGGCCCCGGGGAGGCGGCGGCAGCCAAUGGGCGCCUCGCUCAGGGCGCGGCUCUUCAAACCUUUCCUUCUUGCGGCUGCCAGCCAGGUCCUGGGCUGGGUGGUGACUCGUUCCUGGGUGGCCGCCCUGCGCCCCGGCCUUUCCUCCUCCCUCAAGACUGCCCAUCGGAAGGAGCUGCCUGAGGGGGUGGAGGGCACAGGGUCAAGAUUAAGGUCAGAGGCUUACUAGGGCUGGGAUUUGACCCGGAAGGGGUAGGAGCUCAGGCCCGGGUCAAGGAGAGAUCCAGGACCUGACUUCACAGGCUUGAAAAUGCCAGUGAAAUUCUGAUCAAGCCGAACAUGCUGUACGGAAAAAGUGGCCUUACCGUGCCACUCGACUGUGCGUUUGUCUCCCCAUUUAUGCGUGAGCUCCUUGGAAGUAGACAUCGGUCCUUCUCAAUGACUUAGCCUAAGGGAUCAAUAAAUGCAUGUGGAACGAAUAAAUGACUAGAUAAGGUCCAGUUGAAAUUGUGUUUAUAUAAGACCCUGAAAAUCCAGUGGUCAUUUUUAUCAAUUCUAAGUACUGGACUUAAUAAGCUGAUACCGUGUGCUUGCCAUGGUAGGUGCCAACACUUGAACCCUUUAUUUGCAUCUGUUCCAAAUAAUUCUACAAGUACAAACAUCACCUCUCCUACUCCCCAGCUUUGUGAAACUGAAGAAAUUGAAUUGGAUUGAGAGAGUUUAAGUAAAUUGGCUGAGGACACAGGCACUGGUAGCUGCAGAGGCAAACAUGUGAACCCUGGAACUGGUCCUAACCCGUACAGGGCAUUGUCUCUCAAAUGCUCUGCCUUCCAGUGGUGGGAGGAGCACUGUAUGUGGAAAUGAUGAGCCUUGAGUUCAGCCUUCUGCCCCUCUCGGUCCUAAGCUAUGUGAUUGUGUAAGGGUUACUUUCUCUGGGAGUCUCCGCUGUCAAAUGGGGGCAAUUCUAGUUCCCAAGAUUACAUGGGAUAAUGUGCCUGGCAUUGGGAAUUUGGAGGGGGAGGGACUCAGAUCCUAGUCCAACGCCUAAGAGAGAAGCCAUUUAAAUACCUCGUGCCCAAUCUGUGGGACAGCGAACUUGCUCGAGUCAAAAGGGAAGGCAGGAAAAGUGCCCCACUCUAGACAGCUCAGAAUCUUCCUAAAUCUGGCAGGACUUUAGCCAAGCCUCCCGCUCAGCGAAUGUUGGUGGAACGCACAUCGUCUGCCUCUGUGGUUAGGAGGAUGGCAUUUCCCCCAUUUUACAGGUGAGGCAGCUUCAGUGUACUGCAAGGGCUCAUCUGGAAGAAUCUCCUCGAGUUCUAGCCUUAACCCUCCGUCCCGCCGGCCGCCGCAGCCAGGUCGCAGCCAGCAGAGGGCGCUGCCGGGCAUGGCCGAGGAGCGUCGCGGGGCCUGGUUCGGCUUCGGUUUCUGCGGCUUCGGGCAGGCGCUGGGCUCGGGGCGUGGGCGCCAGGUACACAGCCCCGAGCCUCUGAGGGCGCCAGGCGCGGGCCUCGAUGUCUGCCGCGUGAGCGCGAGCUGGAGCUACACCGCCUUCGUGACCCGUGAAGGAGGCCGGGUGGAGCUGUCUGGCUUCGCGGUCGGAGCGGCGGGCGGCUGCAGGGACGCGUGGGCGUCGGAGGAGCUCCUGGUGGUGCUGCGCGCGGGGCCGGGACCCGGGGCCGGGACGGAGCUGCAGGCCUGGGCGCCCGGUUCGGCGCUGCGCGGGGAGCCCCUUUGGGCCCAGACCGUGCCGGAGGCCGAGCGGGAAGACGGACCGGUCGGCGAUGAGACCCAGGCUGGGCCGCUGCCGCUGCUGCCCUGCGCUCGCGCCUACGUGAGCCCGCGGCCGCCCUUCUACCGGCCUCUGGCCCCGACACUGCGGGCGCGCCGGCUGGAGCUGGGCGCUGAGCACGCGUUGCUACUGGACGCGGCGGGCCAGGUGUUCUCCUGGGGCGGGGGCAGGCACGGACAGCUGGGCCACGGGACUCUGGAGGCAGAGCCGGAGCCGAGGCUGCUGCAGGCGCUGCAGGGCCUAACCAUGGCUGAGGUGGCCGCAGGUGGCUGGCACUCUCUGUGUGUGAGUGAGGCUGGGGAUAUUUAUAUCUGGGGCUGGAAUGAAUCAGGGCAGCUGGCCCUGCCCACCAAGAGCCUGGCAGAGGAUGGAAAGACAACCACAGAAGCCUCAGGACUGAAUGAAGAUGGUUCUGAAGUGAAGACAGUAGCCGGGGGUGAGGAUGGAGCCCCCGCCCCCUUCAUAGCUGUCCAGCCCUUCCCGGCUUUACUGGACCUCCCCCUGGGCUCAGAUGCAGUCAAGGCCAGCUGUGGAUCCCGGCACACAGCGGUGGUGACAAGAACAGGGGACCUCUACACCUGGGGCUGGGCUGUAGCAAGGAAAGCCAGUGGUUAUAGCAAAGACAGCAGCACAGAGAAAACUGGCCCUCUGGCCUCCUACAGAGACACAUCUGUACCCACAUGGAGAAGAAGCACUUUUACAAGACUGUGAAGAGUUCUACCUGAGUGCGCAAAUCCUUUUCUAGCUGCAAGAUGGUCGUCUCUCCUUCUUCCUAUAUGAGACAAUGUACUAUUGUGUUAAGGUUCCAAGCGGAUUUCUUCAAAGGAAGAGAAGACAACGAAAGAGGACUAGGAUGACAGACUUUUAGUUAAACUUACAAAUAAAUCAACUUACAGCUAACAGAAUAUGGCACAAAGAGGGUCCCCUAACAAAGGUCCCCAGUAAGGAAAGGUACCAGGGCACUUUUACAAGAGGUAAAAAUUGGUUGAAAAGCUUAUUUUGAAUUAGCUACAGGGUAGUAUAUUUAGCUCCUAACUAAAUGUUUACCCCAAUAAUCCUAAACAUCACUCAACCAAUAAAAAUCAAUUUAGUACUCCUUGCUCUACUCCUAACUGAUAAGCAGGAGAAAAAACAAGUGGCAGUUAUGUCCUAUAAAUUUUAUUCAACAUUGGUGAACUAAGAACUGUCAUAUAAUUUAAGGGAGAUGUACCACUGUAUAUCUAACUUCUCACCCAAUUUCAUAUUGAAAAUUAAAAAAAAAAGACUAAAGAAACUAUUUGUCCAAAAUCAAUGAUAUUUAUGCCAUUUGUGUUGAUUUCAGGAAGCUCUACUGAUGUCACAGUCUGCCUGACUGUUCUUGGCUACCAGAAAUGAAUUAGCCUUAACCCUUUAGACAGUCUCCUCCUCCUAGGCUGACUCCACUGAGAUACCCAGGCAGUUCUUUCUGUAACAGGGAGAGGGACCUGAGACCUUAUUGGUACCACAUUAGCCACUGUGUGCUGUCCUUGCACCCACAUCUAUUCUAAUUACCUUCCCAAUCUCCACGUUUGUCUUCAUUUUUAUGAUCCCAACACUGUUUUUACCAGUUCUAACCAGGGAUAUGUUUUGGGGUCCCUCUGUCAUUCAUGUCAUGCUUGCUGGUGUCCUCAUUUAAGUCCGAUUUGUGCUGGACCACAGGACAGCAACCUCUCAGCAAGGUACACAGACAAACAUGGCAUGCCCUGAAUUUGACUAUGCUCUCUUGAUAUUCCAGCUGUGGAGACAUCUCUUCUCAAGUGGCCAUUCUGGCUAGUUCAGUGAUUUGUAGCUUUCGGGUAUGAAAAAAUCCACAGAGGCAGGUUUUUUGGGUAACUUUUCCUUAUAUCACUAGUCACUUUUGUAUCCUAAGUAGUUCUCUUCAUUUUCUUUCAAAGAAAGAAUGGAAUGAUAUCAUCUAUGCCUAGCUCAGAGUUCAAAAAAAUUUUUGUGUCCUACAAAUUGAUAGAGGCUUGUUUUUGAUUAAAACAUUUCAACACUUAGCUGCUUCACCUCUCAACAGGGCAACUCUUCACAUAAGUGAAAACUGCUUUGCUGGAACCAAGUAACUAGGCAGCACAUUUUUCCCAUUUCUCAUGUCCAGUAUCAGCCCUACAAGGAAACUUUCCACCUGUAGCCCCAAAUCAAAGUUCUUCCCUAAAUCUCAGACCCAGGCAGGAUCGAUCCCCUGACACCCUGCCAUGUACC
Orcinus orca (killer whale) is the source of this 4890-nucleotide messenger RNA. It is a transcript of the gene RCCD1, whose product is annotated as RCC1 domain containing 1. Lineage: Eukaryota; Metazoa; Chordata; Mammalia; Artiodactyla; Delphinidae. The transcript has 8 exons. The record is from RefSeq and is a predicted model, not a curated record. Bases 2263 to 3378 code for a protein of 371 amino acids.